Molecule: messenger RNA, 1766 nt
Organism: Amblyraja radiata (thorny skate)
Lineage: Eukaryota; Metazoa; Chordata; Chondrichthyes; Rajiformes; Rajidae
Gene: cfap410
Product: cilia and flagella associated protein 410
Exons: 7
Coding region: 25-846 (273 amino acids)
Biological process (GO): cytoskeleton organization
Source: RefSeq, a predicted model, not a curated record
ACCACUACCGGAAGCUCGGUUGCCAUGGCGACGGCCGGCCCGGCCCCGCGGCUCCCCGCCGCCAUGUCCCUGAGCAAGAACCUGGUCCUGUCGCGGGCCAAGGCCUCGGACCUCGACAACGUCAGGAAGCUCAACUGCUGGGGUAGCAAUCUGAAGGAUCUGUCCGUAUUAAGGAACAUGCCCAACAUAGAAGUGAUUACCUUUAGUGUGAACAAUAUCUCUUCAUUGGUGGACUUCCAAUACUGUCAGAACAUCAGUGAGCUUUACCUCAGGAAGAACAACAUACAAAACCUGAUGGAGAUCUGCUAUCUGAAGGGACUGCACCGCUUAAGAGUGCUGUGGCUGUCUGAAAACCCUUGCUGUGGCACAGAUCACCACAAAUAUAGAAUGACUGUUCUUCGGAACCUGCCACAACUGCAGAAGUUGGAUAACCAAGCGGUGACCGAGGAGGAGCUGACUCUGGCUUUAGAGGAUGGAGACGAGAUGGCUGCCUUGCCGGGCAAGGAACCUAUGGAGUCAACAAUCAGCCUCUCGAGGAUGGAGUCUGGCAUGUCUGAACCAAGCAUUGAAAUGGAAAGCGAUCUCUUAAGCUUCAGAAUGGAGGAGACAAAUAAAAUCAGAGAAGAGCUGGGAAUGAAACUGCUGGGAAGAGACAAGUUUUCCUCCUCUGUUGCAUUAAAAGAAAUAAAUACAAGGAACAGCACCAGAAGGCGUACUUCCAACGUGCUGAGUGCUGUUCUGAUGCUGUUGAAAGAGCUGGAUGCUGAUGGGCUGCAGAUUGUGCAUAGGACAGCAGAACAUAAACUCCAAAUGCUGCACAGGAAGGAGACUGAACAGGAGAGAUGAGCACGACCGACUUGCAUCGCUUGUGGACACGGUUACAAAAAUUCAAUAGUUUCUCGCCAGGAGUUUAUACUGAAAGUACUCCUUUCAAGUACCCGCAAGUUACUUACCUGCAUCAACCCCUGUGGAGACCACCACCCCUUAUAAUCACUGAGGUUGGCCUGACGGGAGGAUCAGAAUUCACCAGUCGCAUGGGCAACGAUGUUUAGGUGGAAGAGGAAAGUUCUGCUGCUGUGUGUGAGUUAGCUUCGUAAUAAAAAAAAGAUUGGGCACGAGGGAAAAAUUGCAGAACCAUUUUAUCUAAAUUAACAUUUGCAAGAGAUUUAAUGGACAGCCCCUUUCAUGGAUUCAUGAUAGUAAGAUCCACAUAUAUUGAAAGCGGGGAGCAGGAAGAAAUAGUGAAUUCAAGUUGAAGUGUAUUUAAAAUGGUCAUGUAUAUUUGUUCUUAUCACUUUACACACGUUGAACUUUGCCAUCCAAUAUCCUGUGAUCUGAACUAGGUCUAGAAAUUGUAAGCUCAGGUAUGGAGUUCUAUCUACCCAAUUACCUCUGGCUAUUCAGUGCACUAUUAAUGAUUUGGCAAAAUAGAUUAUUCAUUCCGCACAGACCAAUGUUGCAUGAGUUACUGCUGCAUGUGGCUUUCACAUUACUCCAUCAAAAUAAAAUUAUUUUAGAUUCAAAAUCAAUUGUAAUCUCCAUGUUUGACAACUGGAAUCGAAAAAUGUUUCAAAGCUGUUGUGAUUAUUCAAGUCUUGGGUUGUUUGGAUUUUCUAUCCACACCAUUGAAACAUUGCAGAGAUAUUUAUUCAUUAAAAAUUGUUACUUUGAAUUCAAAAAUAUGAAAAUAUAUCAAGUGGGAAACCACAAUUGCUACGGGAAAUGUAAUUGAGUGAGGAUUGUUUAACAAAAAUGAAAUAACCUGC